This is a messenger RNA of Symbiodinium natans, 315 nucleotides long. Lineage: Eukaryota; Dinophyceae; Suessiales; Symbiodiniaceae. The record is from the annotation of a GenBank genome assembly.
AUGCCGGGAGGAGUUGGUCGAGAAUACCUUGACUUCUCCUUCGAUGCGAUGAGACGCAUCAGCUUUGUGGCAGUGAAGAUCCCACCAUUGCCGUACGGACCGCUGUCAGUGCGUGACUUCCAUGUACUUGCGGGCGGGAGCAGCGAGUCUCCCGAGAGCUGGGUGCCUGCGUCACCCGUGCCUCUGCAGACGUUGGAUCGAGCUGACCUGCGCCCUGGCUUUUAUCGUCUCUGCUCCUUAACCCCGAAGAAGUGGCAUAAGAAGGCGAGAAGAUAUUUGCUCUCCGCCUUGUCACGAAAGCGAAGCCGGAGCUAG